This is a messenger RNA of Penicillium bovifimosum, 771 nucleotides long. RefSeq lists its product as uncharacterized. The record is from RefSeq and is a predicted model, not a curated record. Bases 1 to 771 code for a protein of 256 amino acids. The transcript is spliced from 2 exons. Lineage: Eukaryota; Fungi; Ascomycota; Eurotiomycetes; Eurotiales; Aspergillaceae.
AUGUCUGAUAUACCAACAGAGAGUACCCCAGAGCCAGGGUCUCAAGUCUUCAAUCCGAGCUUAUCUGAUGUGCUUAAAGUCCGAUAUCUCUUGCAAUCAGAACGCAUGCCCGAGGAACUCAUCGAUAUGAUAAUCGAUGAUGCGGAAUAUUGGCCUUCAAUAGAGCAUACACUACGUGAACCGCGAGUCAUUCAGAAGGACCGUGAUCAAGUUCUGCUCAAAACAGUCCCACUUUGCUACGAUCGAAAUGAUCUAGAGCACAACCCAAGUCCUACCCCCCUACCUCAUCGAGGCGCCCACCCUUGCCGCAAGAUAGUCUUCGAACUAUCCUCCCACGACCAGGGCGGCGGGAGAUCCCGCGAGAACAUGUAUGAGUUCUCGUGGACCUGGUUCGACACAGAAGUCAUCCACGGCGCUCAUACGCGAAACAUGUAUGUCGACGGGGUUGAACAAGAGAUCCUGAAUAAUGAGCAAGGUCAAGUUCGAAAGCACUACACCGAGGCAGAUGCGCUCCUACUACCACGUUCAAAUAAACUGCAGGUCAAUGGAGCGCAUGUAGGUGAGACGCAGCACAAUACAAUUGUGUGGGACUAUCGGGACGACAUGGACGCAGACUCCACUGAGGCUCUUGAGAUUGAGAGGAAUCAGGGUCGUGGGCGUUUGACCCUCGAUGGGCGGGGGUGCGCGAGUUGGAGGUUGGCGAUUCGAUUGCUCUUUGGGCCCGGGCGAGGUUUCCUGGAUGGACAAACCAUGUCAAACGAGCGAGCGUGA